AUGAUCGUGCAGAAACUGCUACCGGGAUUCCUGCCGUUCCAGUUCAGCUUGGCACAUGAUAGCCCCGUGGACUAUUCUGUGGAGAUAAUCCUUCUGCAGAUAUUCUUCCCAUUCGUGCUGGAUGGUCAGCUGAAGCAUGCACUGCACAGCGUCCUGCGUUGGUGGUGCAUUCUGGUCGCAUGGGUGCUGGAUCUGCGCAGCUACCUUCUCGGUGACGUUCCCUUCCAGCCCGGUGUACGUAUCCAUGUUGUAUUUCGCCAUUCUCUUUCACAAUCACCAAUGCAUGCAUCAUGUUCUGAAGAUCACUCUGUUAAAUGA
Dibothriocephalus latus is the source of this 318-nucleotide messenger RNA. The record is from the annotation of a GenBank genome assembly. Lineage: Eukaryota; Metazoa; Platyhelminthes; Cestoda; Diphyllobothriidea; Diphyllobothriidae.